Blepharisma stoltei is the source of this 6613-nucleotide messenger RNA. Lineage: Eukaryota; Ciliophora; Heterotrichea; Heterotrichida; Blepharismidae. The record is from the annotation of a GenBank genome assembly.
AUGUACUUAAGGAGACUAAGGAGGUUCGCCUCUCUGAGCUACUCUGAAAAUCUUUACAACAAGCUUCACAUCGAAGAAGGAGUCUUCAGCAAAAACCUCCGAUUUUUGAAGUUCUGCGACAACAUGACAAAGCUUGCCAAAAAGCACGAAGAAGAUGAAAAAGUUGAUCUCAUCAGGAGGCACAAUCUUAAGAUGGCAGCUCUAACCUCAAGAGAGCCUGUAAGGGAUAUCCUCAACCACUACAUGAACCACAGAAAAGAUUACUCAGCUGACCUUAUCACAGAAGCCAUUGAAUGGCUAGGAAAAGUUGGAGUGGAAACUAGGUGGAUUUUCCCUAACCCCCCUAUGCUUGAUUAAGUUCUGCUAUUGUUCAAUCAAAGGAGGAGAUUGAUUAUUAAAAAUUUUUUUGGAUGAGGAUGGGGCUAAUUUUCCAGAAAAUUUUUUAAGAUCAAGGACUCAGGGAGUAAGGAUGAUAUGAGUGUCCAAGAAGUUUACGGAUCAUUUCAGUUCAAGACUCUCCUGAAUGACUUAGACUUGGCGCUGAACAGGCUAGAAUACAUGUCACCUUUACAUUUAGCUAGAUGUGCGAAAGGGCUGGCUCAAUUUGGGUAUAAGGACUCAAAUAUUUAUAAAAAGCUUAUAGAAACCUUUAAGGUCAGCGAUGACCAAAAUGUCCCUGCAAGAACAGUUUAUAAAGACCACAUUUAUAGUGGGUUUAUGAAAAACCAAGAAUUCCAAGAGCACAUAGCAACUUUAUUGGAAUGGAAAGCACCUGAAAAACUCCCAACUGGCGGCAGGCUUGAAAACAACCUGGCAGGACUUGUAGAUGAAGUAGAAACUUUAAAACUGAUGCACAAAGAUAUGGCUUCUGCUGUUUUGAACGUCUCAGCUCACUAUUUCUCACUGGUUGAUUUGCAAAGAAACUAUAUAAAAAUAUUUUGACUUUCAGAUUUCUAGUAUCUGACAGAAAUUCUUCUCUUGUAUAUUUUAAUUAAAUUUCACCCUUAAUUAUUAGGUUUGGGUUAUCCUGUGAAAAUUUCUGCUAGUCAGAUGAAGGGGCCGAAUAGUUUUUCUAUUUGACUCUUAUCCUUAGGGAAUAGUAUUUUCCAGAAGCACAUCAUUCUAAGGCAGCCUUAAAAUGUCUGACGGAAAAAGUAUCUGCAAAAGCUCAAAGGGAGACUUCAUAGCCAUGCUUCAAGACUGAAGUCCUCUUUAUGAUAAAUGCCAAAAUAGCUACACUUGUAUGGCUUGCAUGGGAUAGAGAAGAAAAUCACAUGAAUGCCCCAUUGCAGUUUUUGAGCAGCAAGGUGCUUGGUUAUUAGAACUAGUAAAAGAUAGAUAGUUAAGGUUAAGAUUUACAAAGAAAUCAUCCAGAUCUUAAAGAAGACCCUGAGCUCGCUCUUGAACUUUUUGAGCUGCAGGAAUCCCUUGUAAAAGCAAGACUUCUUGAUCCAAAUGACCUUGACGACGAUUCCAAUUUCAUCAACAUGGACAAAAUGAUGAAAAGAGCUGCAGGCACCUUUUCCCGCCUCAUGAAGGUCUAUUAUCCCCACCUAGCAUCCCCAAUUGUCGACUCCUUAUUUGAAGCAAGUACCAAAUACCACCAAUUUGUAGCGCCAAAUAUAGAAACCCCAGUUAUACCUAACCCAAAUGAGCUUACAGCGUCAGUCAUCGGCAAACUUUUCCAAGGACUUGCAGAAGCUAUGUACUCUGAAAGAGCAGACCCAACCAAUGAGUAUCCAUUUGCUGUAUGGGGAGAAUUGGUAGAAGUAGACAGAGACCCUAAAGGACAACAUGACUUAUUGAUUGACAAAACUUGCACCAAUGUCUGGUGGAUGAGCAAACAAGCAGCCAAAGACCUUGUACCAAGGAUGAAAGAGGUAGCUAACAAGACAAAUUGUGAUGGAGCCUGUGAAGCUUUUUAUGGACUAGGAUUAAUCAAUGCUCUGGAUCCUGAACUUAUUGAUACAUUAGCAAAAAGAGUACAAGUAGACUCUGAUAAAGUAUCAGCUAUAACUCUUGCAAAUGGAAUUUAUGGCCUUGGACUUGUAGGGAGAGGGGCUGAUGCUGCGAAUUAUUUAAUUUCUGUACUGAUGAAGCAUAAAGAUUUUGAGAUACUGUCAUUUGGAGAACUCCUGGGGGUUACUUGGGCUCAAUGUGUGCUGAACUGCACAAAUAAUGCAGCUUUUAAUGAAAUUUUGAAAAAUUUCAAUAGAUUUGAACCACAGCAUCUUGAACCGCGGCUAAGCCAUAUGUUGAGAGAAGUAAAAAACACUUUGGAAAUUGAGUUUGGAUGGAGAUUAGAAGAAACAUUUAGAGAGCCUAUAGUCACUGCUUUUAGAGGAUCAGACCAUGUGUCAUUUUUUGAAGGAGAACAUUAUCAUCCUUAUAAGAAAACUGUAAAAGAAGCAGUAAGAAAAUAUCUAAGCCAAGGACUGACUGAUAAAGAAUCAGAUACAAUACACAACCUUCUUGUGGCUGCAAAUCCUAACCCUUUAUACAAGAUGGAUGAUAUUUUUGCAGUCAAUGGGAAAAAAGUCGCAAUAUCUUUUGUAGGAGAUGAUAGACUUGAUGGGAAUGAAAUGUGUGGGCAGGACAAGCUUAGGAAAAGACACCUCGAAAAGGUUGGGUUCACACAACUGUUAAUUCCUCUAUAUUUAUUUGUAAACACGGAUCCUAUUGCUCAGAAAAUGUCUUUCAAUGAAAAUGCUGAUUUAGCAGGAUUGGUACUCAAAACAUGUGGAUUAAAAGAAAAUUUCUUACUCCUUUUUAAAUUUUGACAAAACAUCAGUAAAAAUUGCAUUUUUUGGGUACAUUAAACCCCUAUUAAAUUGUAACAAUGUUGUUUUUCAAUAGGAAAAUUUUAAUUUAGUUUUAGCAUAAUUGAAUAGAUAAAAUGCAAGUAGAAUGUUAUUUUAACAGUUUUCAAGCUGAAUCAAUUUAAUUUUUUUAUUUAAAUUCUUUAUAAAAAUAAUUUAAAUUCAUAUUAUUUUAAAUAUAUUAAAGAUAAAAAUAUUAAUUUAUAUUAAUUUUUGUAUUUAAAAGUUUUAUAAAAUUUUGCUCAAAUUUUAAUUUUUUAAAAAAAAAAAUUAAAAGAUGAAAAUCUAUAUUUAUGAAAUAAUUUUUAACCUAAUUUAAUAGACAAAAUGCAAUUAGAAUGCUAUUAUUCUUUUUUCACACUAAAUCGAUUAAUUUUUUAAGUUUUAUCUUCAUAAAAAUAAAUUAAAAUCAAAGUAUUGUGCUCAAUUUAUAGUUUUUUUAAGAUUUUAAAAAAUUUUUUAUUGAAAAAAUUAAUCCCCCUUUAAAUUGGAACAGUAUUGUUUUAUUCCAAUUUAAACCAUGGGAAGUUAGCACCAGUAGCAGAGUUACUUGAAAAGCUGAUAGAAAUCUCUGGGAAAGUAGAAACAAGUGAAGAUAUAAAACCAGACCUCGUCAAAUUUAUAGAAGAGUUUUUAGGAGCUUUCAAGCUUCAAAGAAUGUCCCGCUUCAAAACAGAAAUAAACGAAUAUAAAGAAGCAUUAGAAGAAAUCAAAAUUCAGCUUUUCAAAACGAAUGAGAGGUAUUGGCUGCUAACUGAUGCCAGCAGAGAUAUCGUGGAUCAACUUGUAAAAGAAACCACAAAGUCUCCAAAUUUCAAUUUAUUAAUAAAGGACAUAAAUGAGAAAAUCCCUCAAAGAGAAGAAAAGAAAAACUACCCAUGGGUUGGAAUAAGACAAGGAGUAGAAUUGCCUACAAAAAAAGUCAUGAACGACAUUUCUGACGAGCUUUUAAACCAAGGGUUUUUGUGGAUUAGCAAUUAUUAUCAUUAUGACGACUGGGAAGAAAUUCUCAGAAAAAAUUUUGUCCUUAAUUUGGAAAAUUAUAUGAAAGAGGAUCCUUAUAGUCUGCUUACUUUCUUUGGGGGGAGAAGACAAGCUUAUGGAAUUUUACCAAACCCAGGUAAAGGUAAUAAUCUUUUCUCCAGACAAUUCUCUGAUGAAGCUUCCUUGAUUGCAAGCCUCCAAAAUUUGAAAUAUGGCAUUAAAAGGAAUCUUAAUGACCAACAAAUUGUAGAAAAGAUUUUGGACUUGAAAUUCAUUCCUUCCAUAAUUAAGGAGCAUUUAUCAGAAAAGCACCCUAAGGAAGAAUAUUUGCCCACACUUUUACCUAGAGAUCCAAAAUGCUAUAUUAAAUUCAUCGAAGAACAGCAAAAUGUCAAAAGGAAGACUGAUCACUUUGUUAAUUACUUCAAAAACUACCAUUUAAAAAAUGAAUUUAAUGAAGAAGCAUUCCCACAGCUGCAAAAAUCCUUAGAACUUAUAAAUGAAAAUCAAGAAAUGUCAUGGAUGGAAAAACAUACCAUGAAAAAUAAUUUGAUUUGUAAUUCCUUUGGAAAAUUUUUUGGUGCGCUUUCCAAGUGAUUAUUUUUUUCUUAAAAAUUAAAAUUUUUUAUUCAGAAAAAAAUCCUAAUUAUAGAUUAAAUUUGCCUAUAUAUAAAAAUAUUUUAAUUUGUGUAUAAAAGAUUUUGCUCGAGGGGGAGUAGAUAUAUGAACACAAGAUUUGCGUUAGAAAAGAAAACUUUUGAUAAAGAUAUUUUCUAUCAUGAAGCAUAUAAACACAGAAUAGGUAGAAAAACGGAUCAAGAUUCUUUGACAAUUGAAGGGUUCAGAAUUAGGGAUGACCCAGAUUAUUUGAAAUUCACCAGUGAUGAAGACUAUUUAGAAUUCAAGACUUGCCAAGCUGAAACGAAUUUAAUAAAGAUGAGACUAAUCUACAAACUCCACAAUAACCAAGAGCUUACUUAUCGGCUUAUUAAUAAAUUACAUUUUAUAUAAAAAUAUAUAAUAAAAAAUCAUCUAAACAAUUAAUAAUAAAAUUAGCUAUAAAAUAUCAGAAAUUUUAAACGCUUAGAGUUAGUGAAAUUGAAAGACAAUAUCUGAAGAAAUGGGGGGAAGCUUUAAAGAAGGCAAAAAUUAGUGAUGCCGGCUCUGUGCUUGUACCACAGCAUAGCACUUCUUAUUGCUUAAAUGACAUGGACGAAGAAGAUGCUCUCUUUUGCAUGUCUUUCAGAAAUGUCGUGCUUAAAGAAUCAUUCGGACACUAUUCUCUAAAUGAGCUGAUUUUCGAGCUCAGCCACUUUUUCGAUGACGAAAUCAUAAGAAGGAUCGAGUACAACAUAAUAGAAAAUUACCGUCUCGGGCAGUGGGGGAUCACCACAGAUGCAAGCGGCAUUUCAAGGCUAAGACCACUAUGGAGGAAUAAAUCCAUUUGGCUGACUAACUUAGAACUCGAAGAAAUCUUAUGGAGCAAAGCAGGAGAACUAAAUGAAGAAGAAAUUGGCCACUUCCUUACUCCCCCCCCUCCGUGAGUGAACAAAACCAUUAGAAAAAUCACCAUUUUUUGCCCAAAAACCCACCCUCCGUGAGUGAACAAAAAUUUUUUGAUAUAUAAAUGAUAAUUAUUAUAAUAAAAUCUAGAGCUAAUUCUAUUUAAUUUUAAACGAAUUGCUCUUUAAAACAUAAAUUUUAUAAAUUAAAUUAAUAUUUUCCUUCCAAUUUUUGCGAAUUAGAUUUUUUUAAAUUUAGAAAAAAAAUAUUUUUUAUAAAAUUUAUAUAUAAAUUUUUUUUUAAAAAAACAAAUUAACCCCCCUCCGUGAGUGAACAAAAUUUUUUUGUUCACUCACGGAGGGGGGGGGGGAGUUAGCAUCUACGGCCACAUGAGAGAAAAAGCAUUUAACAGUAGACAAAUUUGGAAAAUCGAAAAACAAAGCAUCCUUGACUGGCUCGCAGUUUAUAAUGGAGUUGAAGGAAGACUUAAAUACUUAAAAGAAUGGUAUAUAAGAAAAACAAUUGAAAGAGAAGCAAACCAAAACAUUCCUCGUGGGAAGUUUUAUAAGCCAGAUGCCCAGCUUUCAGAGGAUUACCACAGAGCCAAAGUCGAAAGCGCCAAAAAGCUGAUAAAGGAAAAAAUUGGGGAUAAAUGGGAAAAUUUGACGGACGGGCAUUUCCAAAUGAUAAUCAAAACGUGUAAAGAUAAAAUAAUUACUAGUGAUGUCGUUGAGGAUGAUAUAGCAAUGAUUAAUGCCAUUUUAUUCCAUGAAGGUCUUACUCCCUCCACUUUAAGUUAAACCAAAAAUCUGCUCCAAAUGAAAAAGUUAUUUUUUGAUCUAAAAUUUUUAUAAUAAGUAUUUAAAAGUGCUAACUUUUAUAAAAUAGAACUAUUUGCACCGCCAUUUUAAAAUAGAACAAUUUUAGGUAAAAUUUGAUUUUUGCUACAUUAAAUUGAGGAUAAAGAGCUGAUUUCAUAGAAAUUAUUAUUUUUACUUAUAAAAAUCAAAUUUAUUUAUGAUAAUUUAUCUAAAAAAAAUUGAUAUUUUUAAAUUUAAUUUAUAGAAGGAGCUAGUGAUAUGGACAGAGAAGAAAUCGAGACACUUAAGCGGCUUUAUAAAUUUGACGAAAAGGAAGAAAACGAGCCAGCGGAACACUUAUUUGUGAAGCCUGUCCCUGUUAGGAAUGUUACACAUACAAAUGAUUUAGAAAGAUCAGUAAAUCCUAAUGAGUAUUGGAAGGAUAGGAUAGAGCAAGCCUCAGGAAAUUUCAUAGCCAAUUUGAUUAAUAAGAUUAAAGAAGAUUAG